Molecule: messenger RNA, 4724 nt
Organism: Myodes glareolus (Bank vole)
Lineage: Eukaryota; Metazoa; Chordata; Mammalia; Rodentia; Cricetidae
Gene: Dennd1a
Product: DENN domain containing 1A
Biological process (GO): endocytic recycling; endocytosis
Cellular component (GO): cytosol; clathrin-coated vesicle
Molecular function (GO): guanyl-nucleotide exchange factor activity; phosphatidylinositol phosphate binding
Source: RefSeq, a predicted model, not a curated record
AGAGUCGGUGCGGGUGGCGCGCUCAGAGUACGCGCGCCGGCGACCAUGGUGUUCUCCCGGCAGGAGCGAGUACUUUAAUCCCGGGAGGCGGCGGCAGCAGCAGCAGCGGCAGCGAGGGAGCCACCCUCGAGCGGGCGGGCUCCUGCCUGAGGAAAGGGAGGAAGGGGCGGAGAGAGCGCCGGAGGGAGGCCGGUCUGCCAGCGAAGCGCCGAGCGGGGCCCGCCGGUCCAUGAGGAGGCCCCGGGACCAUGGGCUCCAGGAUCAAAGCGGGAACCGCUGACAUGACGAGGAGGCUCCCUCUGCGGGAUGUACCCCAGAAAACGGUCGUACAGCUACUGGGAGGAAGGAGAUCCCCGGAAGCAGAACCCAGAGACUACAUUUGAAGUGUAUGUGGAAGUGGCAUAUCCUAGGACAGGUGGCACUCUUUCAGAUCCUGAGGUGCAGAGGCAAUUCCCGGAGGACUACAGUGACCAGGAAGUUCUACAGACUUUGACCAAGUUUUGUUUCCCCUUCUAUGUGGACAGCCUCACAGUUAGCCAAGUUGGCCAGCACUUCACUUUCGUGCUCACUGACAUUGACAGCAAACAGAGAUUUGGGUUCUGCCGCUUAUCUUCAGGGGCCAAGAGCUGCUUCUGUAUCCUAAGCUACCUCCCCUGGUUCGAAGUGUUUUAUAAGCUCCUUAACAUCUUGGCAGAUUACACAACAAAACAACAGGAAAGUCAGUGGAAUGAACUUCUGGAAACUCUGCACCGACUUCCCAUCCCUGACCCUGGAGUGUCUGUUCAUCUCAAUGUGCAUUCUUAUUUCACUGUGCCUGAUACCAGAGAGCUUCCCAGCAUACCUGAGAAUAGAAAUCUGACAGAAUAUUUUGUGGCUGUGGAUGUGAACAACAUGUUGCAUCUGUACGCCAGCAUGCUGUAUGAGCGCAGGAUCCUCAUCAUCUGCAGCAAACUCAGCACCGAGAUGGGGUUCUGCUCCCAGCCAGAAGGCACUCUGGUAGUACCAGCAUCCUCAUUUGCUUCAUGGAUUGUCUCUGGAGUUGAAGAUACUGAGCAGGCAGGAGUUGGGCUCAACCCUUUGUCUCUCCAGAUUCCGAAUUUGAAGCUAACUGCCUGUAUCCAUGGCUCAGCAGCCAUGCUCUACCCCAUGUACUGGCAACACGUGUACAUUCCGGUGCUGCCCCCACACCUGCUGGACUACUGCUGUGCUCCCAUGCCCUACCUCAUAGGAGUCCAUUUCAGUCUAAUGGAGAAGGUCAGAAACAUGGCCCUAGAAGAUGUUGUGAUCUUGAACGUGGACACUAACACCCUGGAAACCCCUUUUGAUGACCUCCAGAGCCUCCCAAAUGAUGUGAUCUCUUCCCUGAAGAACAGGCUGAAGAAGGUCUCUACAACCACAGGCGAUGGGGUGGCCAGAGCCUUUCUCAAAGCCCAGGCUGCUUUCUUUGGCAGCUACAGGAAUGCACUGAAAAUUGAGCCGGAAGAACCCAUCACCUUCUGUGAGGAAGCCUUCGUGUCCCACUACCGCUCUGGAGCCAUGAGGCAGUUCCUACAGAAUGCCACACAGCUGCAGCUCUUCAAACAGUUUAUUGAUGGCCGUCUAGACCUUCUCAAUUCUGGCGAAGGUUUCAGUGAUGUCUUUGAGGAGGAGAUCAACAUGGGCGAGUAUGCUGGCAGUGAUAAGCUGUACCGUCAGUGGCUGUCUACAGUGCGGAAAGGAAGCGGAGCAAUUCUGAAUACUGUAAAAACAAAAGCUAACCCAGCCAUGAAGACUGUCUACAAGUUUGCAAAAGAUCAUGCAAAAAUGGGAAUAAAAGAGGUGAAAAACCGCUUGAAGCAAAAGGACAUCGCCGAGAAUGGCUGUGUCUCCUCUGCAGAAGAGUCCCUGCCAAAGACCCUACCAUCCACACUGGAAGAGGCCAAGGACCCCAGACUUCGAGAAGACCGGAGACCUAUCACAGUCCACUUCGGUCAGCUACAAAGACUCCAUCCCUCUCGGCCACCGCCUCCCAAGAUCCAGCGCUCAAGGCCCGUACGGCCUCCUCGUCCGCAUGUUGUCAAGAGACCCAAGAGUAAUAUCACUGUGGAAGGCCGGAGGACAUCUGUCUCAAGCCCUGAGCACCUGGUAAAGCCCUUCCGACACUAUGCUGUUUUUCUCUCUGAAGACUCCUCUGAUGAGGAAUGCCGACGGGAAGAGGCCCCGAGCACCAGCUUCACUGAAAACCUUUUCUUCUCUGCUCCUUUUGAAUGGCCACAGCCAUACCGGACAUUGAAAGAAUCGGACAGCGCAGAAGGCGAUGAAACCGAGAGCCCAGAGCAGCUAGUGCGGGAGCUCCGGGGGCCUAUCCCUGCCCCACCUGACCGAGCUGCCAGCAUUGACCUUCUAGAAGAUGUCUUCAGCAGCCUAGACAUGGAGGCAGCACUGCAGCCACUGGGCCAAGCCAAGAGCUUGGAGGACCUCCGGGCCCCCAAAGACUUGCAGGAACAGCCAGGGAGCUUUGACUACCAGAGGCUGGACCUGUGCAGAAGUGAGAGGGGCCUUAGCAUGGCCGCAGCCUUGAAGCUUACUCAUCCAUAUACAAAGCUCUGGAGUCUGGGUCAGGACGACAUGGCCAUCCCCAGCAAGCCCUCCACCACCUCCCCUGAGAAGCCCUCAGCCCUGUUUGGUACUUCCCCAGCUCUGCCUCACAGACCCCAGAAGCAGGACGGCAUCCUGAACCCCAGCACUAAGGAAGAGGCUCCCACCCAAACUCCAGGCAGCAUCACCAUUCCCCGACCACAAGGCAGAAAGACCCCUGAGCUGGGCAUCGUGCCUCCACCACCCGCUGCCCGCCCAGCCAAGCUCCAGGCUGCUGGCGGCCCACUUGGUGACUCCUCUUCAGAGCAGCUCCAGAUGGACCAGCAAAGACAAGCUGCCCUGAGCCCAGCCCUAUUGCCAGGGCUGCUCCCCAGUGCUGUCCCCCAAGGCCCCAUAGAACUUCUGCAGCCACUCAGCCCAGCCCCAGGAGCUGCAGGCACAGGCAGUGAUGCCCUGCUUGCCCUUCUGGACCCACUUAACACAGCCUGGUCAGCUAACACCAUCCCACCACAUCCUGCCACCCCUAGUGCGGCUGCCUCAUUUACCCCCCAGCUCAACUUUCCUCUCACAGUGACACCCACCUCUUUUGCACAGCCACCACUCAAUCCCUUUGUCCCAUCUCUGCCAGUAGCUCCACCCACUAUGUCCCUGGGCUCUACUAUACCAGCCAGGCAUUUUGGGACACCUCCAGCGUCCCUGGGGCCAGCAUAUACACCUAGCAUCUUAUUGUCUGGUUCUGGCUUUUAUGGCCCUCACAGGUCGCAGCCCAACCUAUCUGCCCUCUCCAUGCCCAAUCUCUUUGGCCAGAUCCCCAUGGGUGCCCACCCUAGUCCCCUACAGCCACUUGGCCCCCCAGCUGUUGCCCCCUCCAGGAUCCGAACGUUGCCUCUGGCCCGCUCAAGUGCCAGAGCUGCUGAGGCCAAGCAGGGGUUGGCCCUGAGGCCUGGUGAACCCCCUCUGCUCCCUACCAGACCCCCCCAGGGUCUAGAACCAGUCCUACAGCCUUCUGCUCCUGCACAGGCCAGAGACCCCUUUGAGGAUUUGCUACGAAAAACCAAGCAAGAUGUGAGCCCGAGCCCAGCCCCAGCCUCCACCUCUGUGGAGCAGCUCCGCAGGCAGUGGGAGACCUUCGAGUGAGCAGGCCUAUGCCACCGUCCAGUGCCGUGCCUCCCUGUGUCCCAUUUCUGACCAGGUUCCACUGGGGCAAAAGGACUCUCGCUGCCCCCUCUCCUUCACAGCCCAUCUCUGAGACCUGACCCUGGAAAUGGUACCAUCCCACAAGAGCCACCUGCCCCCCACCUCAGCACCCUAUGUAGGGUUUGCAGUAGAGGUCAGCUGGGCCAACCAUAUCCCACCGCCUUCCUUCCAGUUACCCAAGAGUAGGCAAGAAGCUCAAGCCCUCUCUCAGGCCCAGUUCUCCUUUACCAGGCCCCGCCCCACAGGGCACAUGUCAGUAACACCCGUGUGAACACAUCUUUGGGGACGCAGGUGUUUGAGGGGCUAAAGUGGCCACUCCUGGGAUGACAUUUCCCUUUGGUGGGCAACUCCAAACAUCUCUAGCAAUAUACUCUUUCCUAACCACCAAACCUGAGUUGUUCCUGGAGGCCAGCGGUCUGGGGACCUGAGCUCCAAACCCAGCUCCAGCUAGCCCUUUUAGGGUUUGGGAACACCAGCAACUCCUGCUUAUAGGAGAAACCCACAAAUCUGAGUGUUAGCCCUCUGCCACCCUCAUACCUCUGGGCAUGUCAAUCAUAGCUCAGGCUCAGCCUCCUGCCACUUGGAGCGCUAUAGGCAGAGCUGGGCCACAGUGACCCAGAUUCCAACUCAAGGACAAAGCCUCCUGCCACAGACAAAGGGAGAGGCUCAGCUGUUUGAGCUCCUAGGUCAGGACCAGUUGGGGCUUGAGGGCCCCCCAGAUUCCCCAUGAAGUAAAUAAAUGUGACCUCUAAGCCUGAGACAAGUGGGGGCCUGGAAGCCAGCCCUUCCCAGUCUCCAGCUUCUCGCCAGCGCAGAAAUUCCUGAGGCCAAGUCACCAAAGUUAUGAAAUGUUUUGUUAUUGUUUCUUUGAUCUUGCUUUUCCUUCGUACCUUGUUGAUUUUGAUGAAUCUUGAAAAUUGAUUCCUUUCAAUAAAUCAAGGUAAAACACA